GCAGGUGAUCAACACAAGUGCGGUCCUUCUCUCCGACCGCCAUGCCGGGCGACGACGACCAUGAGCGCGUCGAGCUGCUCGCCGAGUUCGACAUCGCGGAGCACGAUGCUGAGGGUGGGAAGACGGAGCAUCGGCGGCAGAUUCGGCGGCGCGCGUGGCAUCCGGCGCACGUGCUCUUUCUGCUUCUAUUCUUUCCGCUUUUGGUAAUCCUUGUCUUUGUCCUUCUCCGCCCGCCCGCGCCGAAGGACUUCGAAAUCGCGGAAUCUAGGUUCCGACUCGCAGGAUCGGUUAAGAUAUCUUCCGAACCUACUACUCGUGAAUACUUCUGGACAGUGACCAAGGCAGAUGGCGCGCCUGCAGGAGCACGGAAACCUAUUUUACGCGUUAAUGGCCUCUCACCUGGGCCCACGAUUGAGGCCAACUCUCACGACAGAAUCAUUGUACAUGUCACCAACGGACUAGACGAUGACAACACCUCAAUCCACUGGCAUGGCCUCAGACAGAACGGCACCAAUUACUACGACGGCACGCAAGGGAUAACACAAUGCGGCAUCCCACCAGGCGAGACGCUUGUCUACAACUUCACCUUGGAUGGGUGGGCUGGAACGACUUGGUGGCACUCGCACACGAACACUCAGCACACGGACGGGCUUUACGGCGCUAUCGUUGUUCACGAUCAGCCAGCGGCCACUCCUCCAUACGACGGCGGAGACCUUGUCCUUCUCCUGUCCGACCUCUACAAUACCUGGUCCCCGCUUCUCACCGCCGAAUACCUCUCGAACACCGACGUCGAGGUCUCACCCGAGCCCGUGCCCGAUGCCAGUGUCAUCAAUGGCAUCGGCCAGUACUCCUCCUGCUGGUCCGUCCCCGAGGAGGACCGUCCAUCGUGCGAGGGCAAGGCGGCGAACCCGGACUACUUUACCUACGACCUCGAGCCUAAUAAGACCUACCGCCUCCGCCUCAUCAACGCCGGCUCGCACGCAUCCAUCUGGUUCUCCGUCGACGGCCACUCCCUCACCGUCAUCGAAGCGGACGGCACGCCCGUCGAGCCGCAAAUCGUGUCGAGCCUGCAGAUCCACGUCGCGCAACGGUAUAGCGUGCUGCUGACGACGAAUCAAACGGCGGGGUCGACGACGAAGCAAGCCGUGAACGCAGGCGAUAAUGGGGGCAAUGAGCCCCAGGAAUUUUGGAUGCGCUCCGAGCUUGACAAGCGCAUGUUUGCGUAUGAGAACAUGGCCCUCAACCCCCUCGCACUCGGCAAAAUUCGCUAUCGCACACCCAUCACAGGAUCUAUGCCUCCUGCCCCGUCCUCCCUUGAUCCCGCGGACCUCCCCUCCCUCGACCCCCUCACCCUCAACCCCGUCCCAGCGCUCUCCGCCCCGCCCACCUCCUCCCUUCUCAUCCACACCAAAUUCAGUAUCCAACGCAUCUACACGCACGAAUGGCGGAGUUUCUUCGACUACAUGAGCUGGGAGGCGCUCCCCGACGGACAGGCGUCCAUCGUCGCGGACGUGGCGGCCGGCGCGCAAGAGGACGGCCUGUGGGAGUUGCCGGGAGACCAGCUGGUGGCGCGCGUCGACGACGUGAAGGUGGUAGAUAUCGCGAUCGACAAUCUCGAUGAUGGGGACCAUCCCUUCCAUAUACAUGGGUAUAAGCCAUGGAUCGUCAGUGAGGGGCCAGGACGCUACGUCCCCGGAAGGAGCGUGGUGAAUACGACGAAUCCGAUGCGCCGUGACACGUUCUUCAUCCCCGCCUUCCACUACGCAGUGAUACGCUUCGUGGCCGACAUGUCGGGGUACUGGGCGCUCCACUGCCACCUCACCUGGCACAUGGCCAACGGCGGCCUCUUCCAGAUCGCGACGCUGCCCUCGCGGUUGAAUCAGACCGAGUUUCCGGAGGAUAUCUUGCGGCAUUGUGCGAUGGCGAAGGGGGAGGUAUAGAGAGUACGGAGGAGAGGGCGAGAAGAUGGGGGCGUACGACAGGGUGCGCAUUGGUUAGGGAGAGUGCGAUAAACGAGAGAGAAGGCGUGAAAGGGCACAAUGACAUUGGGAAGGGCGGCGCGGGGUAGAAAAAGCGACAUGAAGGACAGAAGCCGAGGAAGCGAAGAAGAGGAAGACUAGACGGACGUCUUCUGUCAUGAGAACUUUGACGUUUUCUGUCAAAGAGCAUGUUCAACAAGUUGCAUCCGUGCUUCCGAGAAGCAGACCCCUUCGCGGGCUUCUUGCGCGUCAAGAGUCACCGAGGCUCAUUGUGAUCGCUCCUGUAGUCUGUACCGCCUCAUACGACAUACAAACGGUCGCAGAUAUAAUCAAGCAUGGAAAUAGAUGGUCUGGCGCACAGGGGACGAGGUGCAGAUAUUGUGGCA
This is a messenger RNA of Schizophyllum commune H4-8, 2365 nucleotides long. RefSeq lists its product as uncharacterized. The record is from RefSeq and is a predicted model, not a curated record. Gene Ontology annotation, molecular function: oxidoreductase activity; copper ion binding. NCBI's taxonomy places the organism in Eukaryota, Fungi, Basidiomycota, Agaricomycetes, Agaricales, Schizophyllaceae. The transcript has 14 exons. Bases 42 to 1940 code for a protein of 632 amino acids.